Molecule: messenger RNA, 2780 nt
Organism: Coregonus clupeaformis (lake whitefish)
Lineage: Eukaryota; Metazoa; Chordata; Actinopteri; Salmoniformes; Salmonidae
Product: protein FAM171A1-like
Exons: 11
Coding region: 105-2780 (891 amino acids)
Biological process (GO): stress fiber assembly; regulation of cell shape
Cellular component (GO): plasma membrane
Source: RefSeq, a predicted model, not a curated record
UUUCUUUCUUUUUUGAAGAAAAAAAAAGAACCGACGGAGCGGCAAGAGCGGUGGGAUGCAGAACUGAACUGGACAUACUGAGGGGGAAAAUAGAGGGAACGCUGAUGCUACAAAAUAUGGAGUCUUGCCCGAUGGACAUGACCGCAGCGAUAGUGCUCUGUCUUUUGGGAUGCAAUGUGUGGAAAGCUGUAACCAAAAGCCUGCAGGAAGACAACGAUUUAAAAGAGGUGACUCUGAAGGUUCACCUGAGUGAUGCCAGUACCCACCAGCCCCUGGGCGGAGCCACCAUCGAGCUCUUCGCCAACCACACCCCUGUAACCACAGAGACCUCCGCUGCCGACGGCAACGCCUACCUGCGCUUUCCCUACCGCCUUGGAACCCUGCUGGUCGUCACAGCAACCAGACAGGGCUACGUGCCAAACUCCGCCCCCUGGAGACCCACCAGACUGCCUGUGUUUUCCUCUCUCAGUCUGGAGCUGCUACCAGAGAGAGCUGCUACUCUGAUGGUGUAUGAAGACCUUAUACAGAUUAACUCUGGAUCCCAAGGAUUGAGGGGUCAGUCCUGGGUUCAGUUCCAGCGUCGAGCCCUGAGCCUCCCUCCCAACUCGUCCUACAGCAACCUCACUGCCCUGCUCACUGUGGCCAACAACCCCAGCCACAUCCAGCACUUCCCCUACCUGCAGGGCCUGGGGGGCAACGGAACAGGAAGUGAGCGUAGGUUUGAGCUGACUCCAGUGGCGGCCAUCUCUGUCCACCUAUUGGCCAGCAAGGGGGUGGAGCUCCAGGUGAACGGACCAAUCAGCAUCUCCGUCCCUCUACCGGCCAAUAGCGGCCUGAAGGAGAACCAACACAUCCCAGCCUGGAGGUUCGACCCCAGUCUGGGGGCCUGGUUGAAGAGCAGUCUGGGCUAUGUCCAGAGGGAGGGGGACCAGCUCAGCCUAACCUACAUCGCCCCUCAGCUUGGAUACUGGGUGGCUACCAUGUCCCCACUAGAUACAGGUCCGGUGGUGACAAAGGACAUCAGUACGUACCACACAGUCUUCCUAUUGGCCAUACUGGGAGGCAUGGCUGUCAUCCUCCUCUGCCUGCUCUGUCUACUGCUGUACUACUGCAGGCGUGGUUGUGUGAAGCCUCGUCUGUCCCAUCGGAAGCUGAAUCUGUCGUCUGGUCUGGAGGGCAGUAAGAGAGAUCAGGCCACCUCCAUGUCUCACCUCAAUCUCAUCAGCAGCGAGGUUCAUUUGGAGCUGGUCUCUACGACAUCAGAACCCGACAUGACCACGCCCAUGCUCAAACCCUCCUCCUACGAUUGCCAUGACCUGGUCUCCCAUGGCAACCACAGUCGCAUGUCGCUAGGCAACCACAGCCAAAGUCGUCAUGGCUCGUCGCUAGGCAACCUGACGCCACGCAGCAGAGACUACCGUCAGUCUGUGGAGACGUUCCCGUUAAAGUCAGCCCUCUCCACCGGGACGGAUGCCGGCUACCGCCAAUCAUACACCUCCAUCUGCUCAUCUACCAAGCUCCCAGAUAGACUUUCAUCCUCAAAUCAGGUGCAGGCGUCGGCAGCUCAAUUGAGUGGUGUGGGGGAGGUAGGGACUAGUGUGUGUGAGGCUACCUCCCCCUGCUCUCCACCUGUCUCCCCUAUCAGAGGGGAGGGGUGUGAGCGCAGACCCCCAGACUACUUCCUGUCCCGAUCUGUGGACCACCUGGGCUCCCUGCCCCUCUCCCUCCCCAGGCCGGGCCAGCUGCUGUGCUGUGGCUCUGUGGACCUGCUGAGUGGAGGAGACGGUUACCCCAGGAGGAUCCGGCCCACCCUGGUGAUCCCAGCCCACUACAUGCGCCUGCCGGGGGAGCACCCGCUGUGUGGCCAGGCCCUGUUCUUACAGACUGACCAGCAGAGUGACCUGGAGACCAUCCAGGCUGAGCUCAACGCCUCACACUCCCAGCAGCCUCUGGGGCAAACACACGCCGACUAUGCCACCGCCUCAGCCAACCAGGGACUAAGAGAGGGGCAAGGGGAGUGGAGCAGCCUAUCAGAGUCCCUGUCUAUCCCGACAGCACUUGGGGAGGCAGGGAUUAUGCAAAUGAACGGCGAGGACACGCUAUUGGCCGAGAGGAAACUGAUGGAACUGAGGGGAGGGAAGCCCCUCACACACCCGCGCGCCUGGUUCGUCUCAUUGGACGGUCGGUCUAACGCCAUCAGACACUCUUACAUAGACUUGCAGCGGGCUGGGCAAGCCAAGGGGAAUCCAGGGGGAGGAGGUAGCCAUGGUAACAACAGUGGUGGUAGACAUGUCAACGGAAACGACGCAAGUCUGGACUCCGGCGUGGACCUGAACGAGCCCAGAGCGGGGCGGAGGGGGAGGGAGGUAGGAGAGAGGGAAAGAGAGAAGGACAGAGAGAGGGGGAGGACAAAGAGCGGUCCUCCUGCCAUGGCCUACACCCAGCUGGCAUAUGUGGAUGACCUGGACGGGCCGGACAGCGAGGAGGAGGGGGAGACUCCUGAGUGUAGCCCCCAGGACAGUCCUUUGGGUCCAGUGUUGCAGAACACACAGGGACAUCAAGAAGAAGAAGAGGAGGAACACAGAGAAGAGGAAGAAGAGGAGGAACACAGAGGAGAGGGGAUGAUACAGGAAGAGCCAGAGGGCGUGGUCUUUAGGACUGAGCAUGACCAGACAGCCCUACUGGCUGUUGCCCCUGACGACCACGGAGAGGAGGAGAAGAAGAGCCCCUGGCAGAAGAGGGAGGAGCGCCCCCUACUGGCAGCCUUUAACCUCAAAUAA